ACUGCCUACUCGGCCAUGAAAAGCUGCAGUCAUCCGAACCAAUCCCGCAUGAAGGAAAAUAGGCAAAUUACGCAAACUGAGGCGCUUCAACAUGGCUUACUACGAGUCGACAGACGCUUCCUGCUUCGACGGUGUCGCGCCAAGAGGGAAUCAGGAUCUUGAGGAAUACGUGGACUCUAUUCUUUCAGAGAGAUUUAGACCCAGUUUCGGGGAAGACCUAGACGUCAGGCGGUCUUUAGACCUGGACUUUGGAGCAGCAAGUCUAUGCCCUGACGACUCCCACGAUGACCUGGAUGCUUGUCUGGACUUCAGCGGAAACAACGUAACAUGUUUCUCAUCAGGCGUGUCUCACAGUGAUCAGGAUUAUUCGAGUUUGUGUGAUGUUUUGGGAGAAGAAGCAGCUGGAGGUCUUGACCUGUCCGAUGGCCCUCUGUCGCUGGAUUCCGACCAACGCCUUCGGGACUCGCGAAACUCCUUGGGUGCCACUUCGCCCUGUUCCGGCAGAAAGGGAUACCGGCACAGACACACGAGAAAGUACCUUGCAGACGAGCGCCUCCAGAAGGAGCGGAACCGCGAACUCAACAACGAGGCGUCUGCCCUGUACCGGAAGAGGCAGCGGGCGACAACCUCCAAGAAGGAAAAGCAGUUACAACACUUGCAACAGGAAAACGAUCAGCUUUGCAAAAAACUGGAACUCCUGACCGUGCAGAGCGAUUGGUGCCACGACACGUAUGAAAAAUACUAUGAAUACUUUGCAGGACCUCUGGACGAUACUUUGUAUGAACUGAGAUGAAGUUUGAUAGUUGAAUCGGCGCAAAUGACAAUACUAUUAAAUAAUGUAAAUGCCCAAUAUUUAUUUAAUUUUAAUCAAUAUUGCUCAUCACUCACUUAGAUAAUCAUUAUUGUAACCAUUAUUUUAGUUAGUAUUCAAUCAUAGGUUGAACGUUGAACGCAGGUCAGCAAGAUUGCUAGACGAGAUCGCUACCGCUGCACCACACCGCACACAAUCAGUAAAUGUUAGUAGUAGUAAGACAAAUCAUGAUCAUAUUGUUAUGUAUUUCAUUAUCAUCAUUAAUAUUGUUAUUUUCUAUGCUGUCGCAAAUAUAAAAACGCAUUUAAAUAAAGUA
Molecule: messenger RNA, 1127 nt
Organism: Penaeus chinensis
Lineage: Eukaryota; Metazoa; Arthropoda; Malacostraca; Decapoda; Penaeidae
Exons: 2
Coding region: 92-793 (233 amino acids)
Biological process (GO): regulation of DNA-templated transcription
Molecular function (GO): DNA-binding transcription factor activity
Source: RefSeq, a predicted model, not a curated record